AUGGGAGAGAGAAAGAGGUCGAAGGAAUGGUGUGGAUGGUUUCUGGUUGUGAUAGUUGGGGCGACUCUCGCAUUUUCGAUUUUUGUUCUUGUUAAGAAGAAAGCAGGGCAUUCCGACUCCGAGGCCGCCCCUGUUCCAGGACCUCCUGGUGCCAUCACCAAGAAAUACGCCGAUGCUCUUAAAGUCGCAAUGCAGUUCUUCGACGUUCAGAAAGCUGGUAAGUUGGUGAAUAACAAGAUAUCUUGGAGAGGGGAUUCGGCUCUUAAAGAUGGGCGCGAAGCAAAGUUGGAUCUCUCAAAAGGAAUGUAUGAUGCUGGAGAUCAUAUUAAGUUUGGGUUUCCGAUGGCUUUUACUGCUACAGUGCUGUCAUGGGCCAUUCUUGAGUAUGGGGAUCAAAUGGAGAAGGUGAAUCAAUUGGAUACUGCUCAAGGUUCGCUCAAGUGGAUUACUGACUACCUUAUCAAUGCUCAUCCUUCGGAGAAUGUGCUCUAUAUUCAGGUGGGUGAUCCUGAAAAAGACCAUAGUUGUUGGGAAAGGCCUGAAGAUAUGACUGAGGGAAGGCCUCUCACGCAGGUGAACACUACUACCCCAGGAACUGAGGUUGCUGCUGAAACUGCGGCUGCUAUGGCUUCUGCAUCCCUGGUGUUUAAAUCGACCGACUCUGCAUAUUCGAGCUUGCUUCUUAAGCAUGCUAAACAAUUGUUUACUUUUGCCGACAAACAAAGAGAAUCUUACAGUGUCAGCAUUCCCGACGUUCAGAAUUAUUACAAUUCAACAGGUUAUGGAGAUGAGCUCUUGUGGGCUGCUAGCUGGCUUUAUCAUGCAACCGGGGUUCAAUCAUAUUUUGAUUAUGUGACUGGGCAAAAUGGAAAAGCUUUUGCUAAGUGGGGAAGUCCAACUUGGUUUAGUUGGGAUAACAAGCUAGCCGGAACUCAGGUUUUGUUGUCCAGAGUAAGCUUUUUUGGUUCAAAGGACACCUCAAACUCUGAGAGUCUCCAGCAUUACAGGAAAACUGCCGAGGCUGUAAUGUGUGGCCUUCUACCAACAUCCCCGACUGCAACAUCAAGCAGAACAGACAGUGGUUUGAUAUGGGUCAGUGAAUGGAACGCUUUGCAGCAUCCUGUUGCUUCUUCAUUUUUAGCUGUGCUUUAUAGUGAUUACAUGCUUACAUCGCGGACUGCCAAACUAUCCUGUGAUGGGGAUUCAUAUCGGCCAUCAGAUCUCCGAAAGUUUGCCAUCUCACAGGCUGAUUAUGUCUUGGGCAACAACCCUCAGAAGAUGAGUUAUCUUGUGGGAUAUGGGGAUAAUUACCCACAAUAUGUGCACCACAGAGGAGCUUCGAUUCCAGCCGAUGCAACAACCGGGUGCAAAGAUGGUUUCCAGUGGAUGGACUCAACAGAACCCAAUCCUAAUGUUGCGGUUGGAGCACUUGUGGGCGGACCAUUUCUAAAUGAAACCUAUAUUGAUUCCCGGAACAAUUCAAUGCAAGGUGAACCAACCACCUAUAACAGUGCGUUCAUCGUUGGCCUUCUUUCCAGUUUGGUCACCACCUCAUCAGUGGUUCAAUCUUUCACAUAAGCAGCCUCGGCCAUGGUACGUGAUUGGUUGUUAUUUGUAAGAUACGUAGCUAUGUGCACGGUUUUAUAUCUGUUCAAUAUUUCUUGUCUAAAUAGUUUGAUUUAUAGAGAUGAAUCACUCUGUUGUACUACCGUUCUGUAUAUGAUUAUCUGUUCAAAUUUAAGCCACAAUUAUAAUUUGUUGUAGCAGUAAUAUGCCAAUGCAUCCUUG
Messenger RNA from Ilex paraguariensis (yerba mate), 1788 nucleotides. NCBI's taxonomy places the organism in Eukaryota, Viridiplantae, Streptophyta, Magnoliopsida, Aquifoliales, Aquifoliaceae. The record is from the annotation of a GenBank genome assembly.